AUGAAAAAGGGUAGCUUCUAGAUUUUGCAAAAUAACAACAGCUUAUCUUAAAAUGAAUCAAAUUAAUCCCAAACAAUUAAUCAUGCAAAUAUUACAUAAAAUGAAAGAAUUAUGUAAAAGAGAAAGUCUACAAUAUCAAAUUUUUCUAAACCAAGCCAGUUUGGAACAUCAACUUAAAUAGAAAAUGGAUUUCUUCCUCCAGCAGGAACUUAUUCGACUCUCCAAAGGAGUAAACUUGGUGAGAAUCUGCCAAAAAAUUAACUUAAAUUAAUGAAUAGAAAUAUAACUGUUUAGUAUCUAAGGAAAAAAUAAUUAGAUGAAGCUAUUUAAAUGAAAUAGAGAUAAAUGUUUUUAGAUGCUUAAGCAGAGUAUCAAAAAUAAAAGAGUCCUAAAAAAAGAGCUGAUGAAAAUAAACUAAACAACACUUUAAAGUUAAGUUAAGCCUCUACUUAUGGUUUUCCUAAUAAAAGAAUUAGUCAAUCUGCUAAAAGCUUUAAAAGAGAUCCAAAUAUUUUAUACGAAGGAACCAGAAAUCUAACUUCCGAAACGCUAGCUAAAUUAGAAAGUCAGAAAUACAAAUAAAAAGAUAAUGAUUUUAAUGAGAUAGUAAAAAGCUCUGCUGAUAACGAAUUAUAAUAUUAUAGAUUUAGGAAUCCUAAAACUGUGGAAAUAGAGAGGAAAGGAAGAAUACAAACAUUCAUUUAUGACAAAAAAGUUUAAAAUAGACUAAAAUAUUCUGACAGAAGUAAAAUCAAUACUACCGCUCUACCUGUUCCUAAAGGUUCGAUAUCUGUUAUGCUCAAUGUAGCAAAGAAGGACUAUGGAUUUAAUUUGGAUAACUUUAAGAAGAAGAUUCCUGCUAAAUCUAAAUUCAAAAUGAAAUGGAAAACAAUUUAAUGGCUUUUAUAAAACAAACAAGAUGUUAUAAAGCAGUUAUUUUCUAACUACUCUUUGAUGCUUAAAUUUGCCAAAAAUAAAAAAGAAGGCAUGGAUAGAGCUGAGUUCGGAGAAUUACUCAGUUAUGUCGGUCUUGGAGCUGAAUAAAAUCUGGGAGACAAACUUUUUUAUAUUUUCGAUGAUGAUAAUUCAGGCACUGUGGAUUAUAAGGAGUUAAUUAUAGGACUCGAAAUGUUUAAAGAAAAUAGUAUUGAUGAUAAAUUGAGAGUGUUUAUGGAAUUAUGUGAUACAGAUGGGAAUGGAAAUAUUAAUCCUGACUAACUUUAUAAUGUGCUUAAGCAGAACUUAUUUACUCAUGAUGAUAAAGUUAAAUUAAAAGGUAUAGUGAGAUAAAUAUUUAAAGAAUGUGAUACAAAUGGUGAUGGAGUUUUAGAUAAAGAAGAGCUCUAUAAAGCCACGUCAACAAACACUCUGCUUCUAGCUUUACUCGAUGAGUCAGUUAAAAAUGUAAAAAGAGUAGAUUAAAUUAUAGAAAAUGAUUUAGAAGAACCUUUCCAUUGCUGGGUUCCUAUCUCUGCUAACUUUGUAAAUUAUAAAGAAGGAAUACAUUUUGGCCUUGUUAAUAAGUUGCUUAAAGUAGUUGAAAAUGUAGAAAAUGGGUAUUAAUUUAGAAAAGACACAAGGUAAAAAUUUAAAGAAGCCUUAAAUAUGGGAAAAACUUAAAAGGAGUUAGAAACACUCAAAGAAGAUUCGUUAAACGAGUCUUACAUUGAUGAACAAAACUGA
Messenger RNA from Tetrahymena thermophila SB210, 1683 nucleotides. RefSeq names its product EF-hand pair protein. NCBI's taxonomy places the organism in Eukaryota, Ciliophora, Oligohymenophorea, Hymenostomatida, Tetrahymenidae. Gene Ontology annotation, molecular function: calcium ion binding. The transcript is spliced from 8 exons. The record is from RefSeq and is a predicted model, not a curated record.